AUGGCCCAUAGUAGUCUCUCCCGGUCUCUAGUUCUCCAUAUGAUCAUCAUACUAUACACAGUCACCUCUUCAAGUUUAUCAGAUUCUGAAAUCCUUGUCCAGUUCAAGGAUUCCCUCGUAAAAGCCGAUGCAUUGUCUGAUUGGAGUCCCUCAACAUCACCCUGCAAUGGUGAUAAAGAAAACUGGAAGGGCGUUCUUUGCGACAACGGGAAAGUUUGGGGCCUAAAACUCGAAAAUAUGGGACUAAAGGGUGUCAUUGAUGUGGAAACCCUCAAAGAAUUGUCUACUCUCAGAACUAUAAGCUUCAUGAAGAACAAUUUUGAUGGUUCCUUGCCAAAUUUAAAGAAACUUGGUGCACUUAAAUCUAUAUACUUAUCGGAUAACAAUUUUUCGGGGGAAAUCCCAGGGAAUGCUUUUGACGGGAUGGUGUCAUUGAAGAAACUACAUUUGGAACGAAACCGAUUUACGGGUCAAAUUCCAGAAUCUUUAGGUAUGUUGCCAAAGCUAACAGAGUUGAUGCUUGAAGAUAAUGAAUUCAGAGGCGAGAUACCGGAAUUUCGACAGGACAGGCUGAAAAUGGUGAAUAUGUCUAACAAUGAUUUAGAGGGUCCAAUUCUUGGAAGCCUCAGUAAGUUGAAUGUGAGCUCAUUUUCAGGAAACAAAGAUCUGUGUGGGCAUCCUCUGGAAUCAUGUGCUGCUUCCCGGAAACUCUCUGUUGGGACAAUCCUCGUCGUCGUGGUAGUUGUGGUGGUGGCGCUAGCGGCAAUUGUAGCAGUUUUCAUCAUCCUCCGUCGACAGGGCCAAAGACCUCAACCGGAAGAGACUUCAUUGCCAUCCCAAGCCCACAAGAAAGCAGCUUCCGCUGAUUUGGACAAAAUGGAGCAAGGCGGCUUGCCCGAUGGUAAAAGGUCCGAGCAGGGUGGGAAAUUGUCAUUUCUGAGGGAUGAGAGAGACAAAUUUGAGUUGGCAGACUUGCUUAGAGCCUCAGCUGAGAUAUUGGGAAGUGGGGUGUUUGGCUCUACUUACAAGGCUGCUGUGAUGAUGGGGUCAGUGAUGGUUGUGAAGAGGCAUAGAAAAAUGAAUAAUGUGGGGAAAGAAGAGUUUCAAGAACAUAUGAGAAGGUUAGGUAGGUUGAGUCACCCCAACUUGCUUCCUCUUGUGGCUUACUACUAUAGGAAAGAAGAGAAGCUCUUGGUUUCUGACUAUGUUGACAAUGUCAGCGUGGCUGUUCAUCUCCAUGGCAACCAUUCCAGUGGCCAACCAAGCCUUGAUUGGCCAACUCGUUUGAAGAUUAUCAAAGGAGUCGCAAGAGGCCUUUCGUACCUCUACAAUGAGCUCCCAAGCCUAAUUGUACCCCAUGGACACCUCAAAGCCUCAAAUGUUCUCCUUGACGAAUCCUUCAACCCCAUCCUCACCGAUUACGGCUUAAUCCCUGUCGUGAACCACGAACAUGCCCAAGACCUUAUGAUUGCAUAUAAGUCACCAGAGUACAAGCAACAUGGCCGGAUAACGAAGAAAACAGAUGUUUGGAGCCUCGGGAUUUUGAUAUUGGAAAUUCUAACUGGUAAAUUUCCUUCAAAUUAUUUCCGACCAGCUGGAAAAGGAGAUGACACAGAUUUAGGGAGUUGGGUAAUCUCCAUUUUCCAGGGAGAAACGACGAGCGAGGUGUUUGAUAAAGAGAUGGGAGGAGUGAAGAACAGUGAAGGAGAGAUGGUGAAGCUAUUGAAGAUAGGGCUAAGUUGUUGUGAAAGUGAGAUGGAGAAACGGUUGGAUAUAAAAGAGGCUGUGGAGAGGAUUGAAGAGGUGAGAGAGAGAGAUGGUGACGAAGAAUUCUAUUCUUCAUACACUAGUGAAGGGGACAUGCGCUCUUCAAGAGGAUUGUCUGAUGAUUUUUCUCUCUCAAUGAAUGGUUGA
Molecule: messenger RNA, 1914 nt
Organism: Ilex paraguariensis (yerba mate)
Lineage: Eukaryota; Viridiplantae; Streptophyta; Magnoliopsida; Aquifoliales; Aquifoliaceae
Source: the annotation of a GenBank genome assembly